ACGCUUAUCCUUUCCAUGAUUGUCAUACCUCCCACCUCUCCCAUUCUCCUCCUCACUUCAAUACGUUCAACGCCACGUCAGGAAACAACAUCCAAACCAGCCAAUGAGAGCAGUCCUCACAGAUAACCCCUUUUCCCUGCCCAUCCUCUUCGCCAUACAUUAUCUCAUCACAAAAUCUAAACCACACAACAUGAACCUCUCACACCUUAGCCUCACACUUGCAUUCCAUCACGCUUUAAAACCAACCAGACUCCCUUCCCCCUUCUGACUAAUCGCCUCCAGCACACAAUACCAGCAAAAACCAGAACAAAAAACCUCAAGAAUGGCCACUGUCACCUCUGCUGCUGUUUCAAUCCCAUCUUUCACUGGUCUUAAGGCAGGCAGUGCCUCCAGUGCUAAAGUCAGUGCCAGUGCCAAGGUCUCCGCCUCUCCACUCCCAAGGCUCAGCAUCAAGGCCUCAAUGAAAGACGUUGGUGUUGCCGUUGUCGCCACCGCUGCUAGCGCAAUGAUUGCUAGCAAUGCUAUGGCCAUCGACGUCUUGCUUGGAGCUGACGAUGGAUCAUUGGCUUUUGUUCCCAGCGAGUUCUCUAUAUCCUCUGGUGAAAAGAUCGUGUUCAAGAACAAUGCCGGAUUCCCACACAACAUUGUCUUCGACGAGGAUUCUAUUCCAAGUGGGGUUGAUGCGUCAAAAAUCUCCAUGAGUGAGGAGGAUCUCCUCAAUGCCAAAGGAGAGACUUUCGAAGUUGCCUUGAGUAACAAAGGUGAAUACAGCUUCUACUGUUCUCCUCAUCAGGGAGCUGGCAUGGUGGGAAAAGUUACCGUUAAUUAGUUUAAUUACAUGAAGAAUCUGUAGGGAUCAUCCCAUGCUUCUCCUCUUAUUUUUUGGAAGAUAGUAGAGUUUAUAAAUCUUAAUGGUGGGAAUGAGAGAAUAUAUGGGGUGAACCAAGAUUGUAUAAUGCCUUUAAAUUUUAAUCAACAUGAUUGUAGUUUUUGUGAUGCAAAUUUCAUCAGUCUAAUCUUUUUAUU
This is a messenger RNA of Populus euphratica (Euphrates poplar), 1026 nucleotides long. RefSeq names its product plastocyanin A, chloroplastic. Lineage: Eukaryota; Viridiplantae; Streptophyta; Magnoliopsida; Malpighiales; Salicaceae. Gene Ontology annotation, cellular component: chloroplast thylakoid lumen. The record is from RefSeq and is a predicted model, not a curated record. Gene Ontology annotation, molecular function: copper ion binding. The coding region runs from base 323 to 829 and encodes 168 amino acids. The transcript has a single exon.